AUGUCAUCUGCGGAGUACCGCCAAUUCUGGUCAGGAUUCAUUGAUCUGUACCGUCAGAACGAGUGCCUGUGGCGUGUCAGGAGCCCGGACUAUGCCAACAGAAUCAAGCGGAAUCGGGCAUAUCAGCAGCUUAUUGAGUACAGUAGAGGCAAAAACUCUGAUGUUGAUGUCGAUUGGGUGAAGAAAAAAAUUUCAAAUUUCCGAACAGUGUUCGUGAAGGAACGCAAGAAGGUGCAAGAUUCACAGCGAUCCGGAGCCGGGACUGAUGAGGUCUAUAAACCGACGCUCUGGUACUAUGACCAAAUUCAGUUCAUUAUAGAGCAAGAGGCGCGGGUAAGGUCACGGGACGCUCUAGAUCCAGAGUCUCCAGUUCUUGUCGAAGAGGAGGCCCAGGAGAGUCUGGAUCUGGAUGCUACCCCGGAGCUGGAGGUGGAGCCUACCACAGGCCAAGGGGCAGAAGUGGAGGAGACGGUAGCGGAGCCGGUGGCACCCCCACAGGCGCGCCCAGGAAGACCGAGGCGCACGGCAAGGAGGACCACUUCUGCAGCCUAUAGCACCCCCUCUGGCUCCCAGCAGUUUUUUCAACGCGCUGAGGAGGUUUUGCAUAGGCCCCCGGAUGCCGAACAACAAUUUGGCAAUUUUAUUGCAUCGGAAAUGCGCCUGAUGACGGAUGAUCAAAAAUUCCUCGUCCAACGGACUGUCCUUCGUCCCUACGAAAAAACCGGACGUCUUUCAAAAUAA
This is a messenger RNA of Pseudophryne corroboree (corroboree frog), 741 nucleotides long. RefSeq lists its product as uncharacterized. Bases 1 to 741 code for a protein of 246 amino acids. Lineage: Eukaryota; Metazoa; Chordata; Amphibia; Anura; Myobatrachidae. The record is from RefSeq and is a predicted model, not a curated record. The transcript has 3 exons.